This is a messenger RNA of Cordyceps militaris CM01, 495 nucleotides long. Its product is annotated as 50S ribosomal protein L14. Gene Ontology annotation, cellular component: ribosome; mitochondrial large ribosomal subunit. Gene Ontology annotation, molecular function: large ribosomal subunit rRNA binding; structural constituent of ribosome. NCBI's taxonomy places the organism in Eukaryota, Fungi, Ascomycota, Sordariomycetes, Hypocreales, Cordycipitaceae. The record is from RefSeq and is a predicted model, not a curated record. Gene Ontology annotation, biological process: translation. The coding region runs from base 1 to 495 and encodes 164 amino acids. The transcript has 2 exons.
AUGAUUCAAUUAAAGACCAUCCUCAACUGCAUCGACAACUCGGGCGCGGCCCUCGUCGAAUGCGUCCUCGUCGUCGGCCAAAAACGCCACGCCAGAAUCGGUACGAGCCCACCCUACAAAGCCGAGCAGCCCUUGCCACGCGUUGGGCCAACAACAUGCGAACCCGAAAUUGAGCCACGGACUGCUAACCCCUCCCUAGGUGAUCGCAUCGUCGUCGUCGUGCAGGAGCACCGCACCGCCUCCUCGUCCGGCAUGUCGGGCGUGUCCAACGCGGCCAAGGUGAAGCGCGGGGACAUGCGGCACGCCGUGGUGGUGCGCACCAAGUACCCGACGCAGCGCCGCGACGGGUCCGUCGUGCGCUUCGACGACAACGCCUGCGUGCUGCUCAACAAGGCCGGCGACCCCGUCGGCUCCCGCAUCAACGGCGUCGUCGGCGCCGAGCUGAGACGCAAGAAGUGGAGCAAGAUUCUCUCCAUGGCGCCGAUGCAGGCGUAA